AUGUCUUCGCCAUUGGAAAAGCUCGAAACGCAAUUAGAAAUGUUCAUUGAAAAUGUGAGACAAAUACGUAUAAUUGUUAGUGAUUUUCAGCCACAGGGACAAAGUGUCUUGAACCAGAAGAUCCAAUCUUUGGUCACGGGUCUACAAGAAGUGGACAAAUUAAAAUCUCAAGUACAUGACAUUCAUGUACCAACUGAAGUCUUUGACUACAUUGAUCAAGGACGUAAUCCUCAACUCUACACAAAAGACUGCAUUGAUAAAGCAUUAGCUAAAAACGAAGAAGUUAAGGGAAAAAUUGAUUCAUACAAAAGAUUCAAAAGCCAUCUUCUUUCAGAGCUUUCUAAAACAUUUCCCAAUGAAAUUGCUAAAUAUAAAGCUAUCAGAGGUGGAGAAUAA
Messenger RNA from Pieris macdunnoughi, 396 nucleotides. The record is from the annotation of a GenBank genome assembly. Lineage: Eukaryota; Metazoa; Arthropoda; Insecta; Lepidoptera; Pieridae.